AUGGGUGAUUCUCCGACACGCAAUGGGAUCAUAAACCUGUGUAUUUGGGAACUCGCUACCAGCAUCCACCCCAGUUUCUUGAAGUUUUUCGGUUACAACCAAAGGCUGUUGGAGGUCGCAGUGAGCGAUCCUAGAGCACCAAGAGAGCUACACACCUAUUCUGUUGUCCCAAUACUAGAUUGCCGGGAACUAAUUUGGAGUAUGAUGAGUGAAAUCUCUGCGAGUGGCCUUAGCAACGAACAACGAACACUUUUUGCAAGACUUUUUGCGGUUUAUUUCAAUAUCUUUCAACGAUUAUGCCUGCCUAAAGUGGGAGAAAUUCACAUGGACAACCGAAGCGCUCUCCUUCAUGACAUCAAGAUCGCAGCAUUCAAUUUGGUAUUCAUACAUACCCUUGAAAUAUUCUGUUUCUUUACCAAACACACAACAGCGUCAGCCUCGGAAGAUCUCGAAGAUGAUUUUCUGCAGUGGGCAGAAUCAAAUCCUUCUUUUCUAAAAUUCGUGAAGCAUUUGGUGCCUACAUUUGAGCAGCUUUUGUGUCACAUUCAAAAGAUCUACGAACCCACGACCUGGAAGAAAUGGCUGAAGAUUAGAUUCGGACCCAAACAUCAAAAUGACAAGGUCAUGAGCAUGAAAUCCUGCGCGAAAGGGUUCAGAAAAACGAUACCAGCGCAUUUUCCAUUCUCCUUAUGGAGAAGUCUCGAGAAGACAAGAGCGUGUGAAAAUGAAGACGACCUACAAAUUGGGAAACUGACGAACAACGACGAAGUCGGUGAAAGCGAAUUGCAUGGUGGGAGUUUCCACGGUCGGGAAGAUGACGAGAGCUCCUAUGACAUCGAAGAAAGCCACUGUUACGAUUGUGGUAAAGGAGAAGAGAAUCUUGAAGACCGCAGCGAGGAGGAUGGCCAGCCUCCACCGGUGCGAGCAAGGGCUGGCGUCUACCAUCGGCGUUCAGUCGCCACGCUUUUGGCCCUUAUAAUCUGGUGA
Molecule: messenger RNA, 987 nt
Organism: Exophiala oligosperma
Lineage: Eukaryota; Fungi; Ascomycota; Eurotiomycetes; Chaetothyriales; Herpotrichiellaceae
Exons: 1
Coding region: 1-987 (328 amino acids)
Source: RefSeq, a predicted model, not a curated record